AUGCCAAAAUUCGUCCCCCGCCAGCGGAAAUACAAAGCUCGGGAUAGGCAGAGCCAGCCUAAGCUGCCCCAAGAUACCAAUGUUGCCGAGGUAGCUCCAGUAUCAAAGGAGGAGAAGGAAGAAAAAAGACAAAAGUUGAGAGAGGAAUUGAGAGCUCAACAGUCAAAAAUAUCGGGCAAAAAGCAAAAGCGAUUGGAUAAGUAUAUUGAUAUCAAACUAAGAAAGGAUGAGAACCUCACACUUAUCGAAAAGCUCGCGAAGUCAAAAGUCGACACAAGCCAGCUUCAGAGCUCCCGUUCAUUAGCGCGAUCCCAUAAACCAUCAUCCAGAAAGUCGCAAUUGCCGUCUGACAAUAAACAAGGUGUGCCGAGCUUAGAUCAGCGUGAGUUUGAGAGCUCUGGGUCCGACGAGGACCUUCCUUCAUCACGGUCUCAUAUAAAUGUCCGGGGGGACGGGGACACACCCGCAAAUACCGCAGUUGGAAGUGGUCUGAAGCGGCCAUUGGAAAUUGGCGAGGAUGGGCGUCCUAUCAUAAAGCGGCGAAAGAGGGCGUCAAAAGCAAGAGCAAUCGAAAUCCAAGAACCGGUAUGGGAGGGUUUUGAUUCAGAACCUGAGUCUAACGCUGAUGAAGAAGAAGGAGACCCAGAGUUAAACUCACUUAGUGGCAGCGAUGAAUCCGACGAAGAAUCUAAUUCAGACUUAGAAAACGAAGAAAAUUCGUCAUCUGAUAGCGAAGCUGAGCCUGAGAGGAAAAUUAAGCCUCGCCAAUCUGCAUUUAAAUCAUGGGCGGUACAGCAAAUUAAUGAAGCCGCAGGAUUCACUCCAGAUAACGCUACUGCCCCCGUGCUUCCCCCUCAAGAAGCCAAGGGGUUCAAGCCGAGGAAUACGGCGGAAGAGGAGGAACCACUUCCACAAGAACUGAGGGUGACAAAUGGAGACUCGGGUAGGAAGUCAUUCGCUAUUCAGAUAAACAGGCCCGAACAUAUCCAGAGCGCUCGCUUGAAUCUUCCAGUCGUUGGAGAAGAGCAGAAGAUAAUGGAAGCCAUCCAUAAUAACCCUUGUGUGGUCAUUUGGGGAGCAACAGGAAGUGGAAAAACUACUCAACUUCCUCAAUUUCUUUUUGAAGCCGGCUAUGGAAGCCCUGAUAGCCCGAAUCCCGGAAUGAUCGGUAUUACUCAACCAAGGCGAGUAGCUGCUGUCAGUAUGGCAAAGCGCGUCGGCGAAGAGCUCGCUCAAUACUCGGACAGGGUAUCAUACCAAAUCCGGUUUGAUACAUCAGUUACAUCAAAGACUGCAAUCAAAUUCAUGACAGAUGGUGUCCUAAUCAGAGAGGUGGCACAAGAUUUUUCUCUCUCGAAAUAUUCUACAAUCAUCAUUGAUGAAGCCCAUGAAAGGAGUGUUAAUACCGAUUUACUAAUUGGCAUGGUUAGUCGUAUCGUGGAUUUACGGAAAACUCUGAGUGCAGAAAAUCCGUCUAUAAAACCGUUGAAACUAGUCAUCAUGUCUGCCACUUUACGGACAUCUGAUUUCCUUCGAAAUCCCAACCUCUUUCGCAGCGGAACUCCACCGCUAGUCCAAGCGGAAGGUCGACAAUUUCCUGUCACCAUUCACUUCUCUCGUCGAACCCAUCGAGAUUAUGUUGAAGAAGCAUUUAGGAAAGUUUGUAGGGGCCAUCGUAAAUUGCCUCCCGGUGGUUUUCUUGUCUUUCUUACGGGACAGAGCGAAAUCAAGGACCUUUCAAAGCGGCUUAAAGCUGCACUGAAAUCCACGCAGACACCCGGUCGUUCACAGGCCAGGGUUCAGAUCCGGCCUUCGGAGGCCUCUGUAGAGGCAGACGAUAUUGACUUUGGACGUGGGGGCGAGUCAGCUAUCACUUUUGAAGGAGAGGAUGAUUUUGAUAGCGAUAUUGAUAUUAGGGGUACAGAUGAAGAGGAGGAAGAUGAUGAAUUUGAUGAAGAGGAGGGUGCUGUGGAUUCAAAAACAUCCGUCCAUGUUCUGCCUCUCUAUUCUCAGCUACCAACUACUGAACAACUUCGCAUCUUUGAACCGGUACCUGAAGGUUCUCGUCUUAUAGUUCUUGCAACCAAUGUUGCCGAGACCAGUUUGACAAUACCCGGAAUCAGAUAUGUGUUUGACUGUGGGCGAUCAAAGGAGAAACAGUACGACCUAUCCACUGGUGUCCAGAGUUUCCCAAUUGGAUGGAUCAGCAAAGCGAGUGCAAGUCAGCGUGCUGGACGUGCUGGCCGUACAGGGCCCGGCCAUUGCUACCGGCUGUAUUCAUCUGCGGUCUAUGAAGAUUCAUUUUCAGAGCACACAGAGCCGGAAAUACUCCGUACCCCUAUCGAGGGAGUUGUUUUGCAAAUGAAGCACAUGGGUCUUCAUCAUAUCAUUAACUUCCCAUUCCCUACCCCUCCAGACCGUGUUGGUCUCGCCAAAGCAGAACGUCUUCUUAAGAACCUCGCUGCUUUAUCGGCGGAUGGCCAGGUUACAGAUGCAGGUCAGCAUCUUACUCUAUUUCCCUUGAGCCCGAGAUUUGGCAAAAUGCUCCAUAUCGGCCAUCAACAUGGCUGUAUGCCAUAUACAAUAGCCCUGGUUUCCGCGCUGUCGGUGUCAGAGGUAUUUAUUCAAGAAAACCAACUUGACUUAAGUUUGACGAGGCCCAAAGCUGCUGAAGAAGACGAGGAAGAAGAUAAGGUGUACACGAAUGCAGAUCGACUUGAGGACGAUGCCAGAGAGCAACGCCGAAAAGAUUAUCAGGGAGCGCAGAGGAUAUUUAGCAAGUAUGAUGAAAAGUCUGAUGCUAUGAAAUUCCUUACAGCAGUUUGCGCAUAUGCGUAUGCGCCUAAUGGAGACAAGUUCUGCUCUGAAAUGUUUUUGCGUCCAAAUGCCAUGAAAGAGGCGUCACAGCUACGCCGCCAGAUAUCGAACUUGGUUCGGAUUAACAAUCCAAACCUGUUGAGCCAAUUUGAACUUCGUCUGCGUGAGCCGUCUGACAAACAAAUCAGCGCAUUGAAGCAAAUCACAGCUGCGGGUUUUAUUGACCAAGUUGCUAUUCGGGCAGAUGCUGCUCCAGUUCGCCCUGAUAUGCCCCGAAAACCAAGGAGAGCCAUUGAUGUCCCAUACCUGACACUGUUUCCGUCACGCGACAACUAUUCCUCGGAAAUAGAGGACAGGGCAGUUUAUAUACACCCUUCGUCUGUUCUUGCGAAGCUUUCAUUGAACGAACUCCCUCAAUAUGUUGUGUAUUCUCAUUUGCAGCAGUCUACACCAUCACAUAUAGGAGACAGUCCGAAAGUCCGUAUGUUCCCUCUCACACCCGUAAGCGGUCUUCAAUUGUCUGCGCUUGCACAAGGUACGCCGCUGAUUGAGUACGGCAAACCAAUCGGGAAGGUUGAGAGUCUGGGGGGAUUACCUGAAAAACGAGAAUGUUGGGUGGUCCCUUCACUCGUUGGAGAAUCUGGAAGCACUGGCUGGCCAUUACCUGCUAAGAAGGUCAUUCAGGUCAAGGAUAAGAAACACGGAUGGAUAAUCGACCGAUUUGUUCAAUAG
Molecule: messenger RNA, 3549 nt
Organism: Nannizzia gypsea CBS 118893
Lineage: Eukaryota; Fungi; Ascomycota; Eurotiomycetes; Onygenales; Arthrodermataceae
Product: pre-mRNA-splicing factor ATP-dependent RNA helicase PRP43
Exons: 2
Coding region: 1-3549 (1182 amino acids)
Biological process (GO): maturation of SSU-rRNA from tricistronic rRNA transcript (SSU-rRNA, 5.8S rRNA, LSU-rRNA)
Cellular component (GO): nucleolus; intracellular anatomical structure
Molecular function (GO): ATP binding; RNA binding
Source: RefSeq, a predicted model, not a curated record